This is a messenger RNA of Staurois parvus, 612 nucleotides long. Lineage: Eukaryota; Metazoa; Chordata; Amphibia; Anura; Ranidae. The record is from the annotation of a GenBank genome assembly.
UGCACAGGACAUACACUAUAUUACCAAAAGUAUUGGGACACUCCUCCAAAUCAUUGGAUUCAGUUGUUCCAACCACCUCGAUGGCCACAGGUGUAUAAAAUGAAGCACCUAGGCAUGCAGACUGCUUCUACAAACAUUUGUGAAAGAAUGGGUCACUCUCAGGAGCUCAGUGAAUUCAAGCGUGGUGCCAUGAUAGGUUGCCACCUGUGCAAUAAGUCCAUCCGUGAUACUUCCUUGAUACUAAAUUUUCCACGGACAACUGUUAGUGCUAUUAGAACAAAGUGGAAGCAGCUGGGAACAACAGCAACUCAGCCACCAAGUGAUAGGCCACUUAAAAUGACAGAGCAGGGUCAGCGCAUGCUGAAGUGCACAGUGUGCGGAGGUAGCCAACUGUCUGCAGAGUCAAUAGCUAAAGACCUCCAAACUUCAUGUGGCCUUCAUAUUAGCACAACAACAGAGCUUCAUGGAAUGUGUUUUUAUGGCCGAGCAGCUGCAUCCAAGCCUUACAUCACCAAGUGCAAUGCAAAGCAUCAGAUGCAGAGGUGUAAAGUAAGUUGCCACUGGAGCAGAAAACAGUACUUGCCUGACUGCAUUGUGCCAAGUGUAAAGUUU